UUUACAGGCGAACCCUAUUGCGGUGGAAAAGGCUAAAUUGUAUAUGAUUCACUGCUGGAAACUAUAUCGGGAACCGACUGUCAAUGCUAAUAACAUGGAUACGUUGGACAGCCUAUUUUCAAGUGAUGAAGAGCACGAUGCAACUGCUUCUGCUGGGAAUUUCCCAACACAAACCCGUACCCCCAAAAAACCUACCAAUAUAACCAAAGUAUCUUCUCCUUUAUCACAACCGAGACAACGUCAUCCACCUAGUUCAGCACGACAAUCAUCGAAAAGGGUAAGCAGCACUUCCAAGCCCACACCAACUCAAACACCUUCCGUGGAGGAAGAGGAAAAGAAUCUCGAAGACAAUCAUAUUAUGACGGACUCCAAGGAAGAAGUAUCACCACCUAUUAUAACGAACAACAACGACUCAUACGAAAGUACCACCGAAUCACCAACUGAAGAUCACUCCACGAGGACUGACUCGGUUGAGAACCUUGCUGCCACCGAUGCUAGCGCUUUUUCUCACACAGAGGAAACGAACGCAGUUCCUGAAGCCAGCACAGUCGAUCUCGCCGAGGCUGAUGAUGAUUUUAUCACAGCAGCAAAACGUAAACGGAGAAGAACCAGGGGUGGUGCAAAACUUCAACGCCAAAAGAUGGCCCAGAUGGAGCAAUGCAAUUCUGCCUCUGAUCAAUCACAUGUAAAGAAACCCACUAGGAAAACUUCAGAUGAACAAUACACUUCAUCAGGACCAAAAUCAAACCCGAAAGCGGGAAAUGAAAAAUUUACACAUCGUCAUAACCAUCAUUCUCAGGCGCAUGAACCCGUUCGUACUACUUCUAAAUUGUCUCCCAAAUUGACCUCCGUUAGUUGCGAAGACGUUGUGUGUGACGACGUUCAAGGAACGCCUAAGUCGUCGCCUCGAGUAUCAAACACCAAUAUCACCUAUGCUAAUGUUGCUGCCAGUACAUCGGCUCCUAGCCCUGUUGCCGAGCAACGCACCGCCGCAGUGAUCUCAUCACCACAAUCACCAGUUUCUCCUGCACUAUCCCAAUCGUCAGUUGUGUCCAACAAUGAAAAACGGCAAAGUUGGUAUUCACCCUUUUCAUCUGGCUUGGAGCUUGACAUUGUACCGCGGCCACAACCAUCCUUGUCUUCAGAGUCGGUCCUCUUUAGCGGUAGACCGGUGUCUAUGGGAUUCGAUGCAAAGACAGGCAAUUAUCAACAUCCCGAUGUCCUUAAUGCCCUUUUUCGAGGAGGCGAAGGCUUUCUCCCUACUAAAGGAAAUGCUCUUGGACUAGUACCAAAGUUUGAUAACAGCGAAAUGCGACCUAAUCUUCCCGAACACCCGAUUGCGUCUGCACCUUAUCUGCGCUGGGAUUUAUAUAACAACACCAGGACACCUAUCGCUCCACCUUCUUCGGCAACGGAACGACCAUUGAGUAUGUUCAACGCAAAGUCUCAACAACCAUGGGAUAGUCUGCUUUCGCAAGAUGAAUUGGAAGUUCGUCACCCCCGACAUAGCUGGGGUGCGAUUGGGAACGUUGAAACAGAGGCGUGGUCGACACAACCAUCACCCAUUCAACACGAGCGUAAAAAAAGCAACAGCGGAUUCUCAUUUUUUGAUAGACGGCUUUCAACCUUCUCACCUCGUCGAUAACUUAACAGUUUCGAGACUUACUUUUCUCAAUUUUGGAUUUUCCUCCAUUCACAAAUUAUUUUCACGCAUAUAUUCAAUUUGAUUUCUGUCAGUUGUAUUGGUUUCGUUAGAUCUGGAAAGUAAUGUUUUUUGUUGUUGUCAUUUUUAGCAUCGUCUUUCCCUUCAUUCUUUCAAGCACUGUACAAAGGUUCAUGAAAAAUACAAGACUGCAUUCAGUCGAGCAGCAUAAAUUUGCAUUAA
This is a messenger RNA of Umbelopsis ramanniana AG, 1885 nucleotides long. RefSeq lists its product as uncharacterized. The record is from RefSeq and is a predicted model, not a curated record. Bases 44 to 1645 code for a protein of 533 amino acids. The transcript has a single exon. NCBI's taxonomy places the organism in Eukaryota, Fungi, Mucoromycota, Umbelopsidomycetes, Umbelopsidales, Umbelopsidaceae.